GCACUCCAGUGGGGCGGGGUGAUCCGAUGAUGGAAUCUGUCUCACAUAACGCAGGAUCAGUCGGUAACUUCCUAAUGACUGCUCACAAAGUUGUGAGUGCAAGUUUUAUAAUUUUAACUCGACGUCCACGCAGCCAAAGCCGCGUGUUAAUGAGGCCGACGUGAUGGCAUUUCACAGUAAUUCCCAGAUUUCACACCAACAACUCCCACUCACGUUUUGUGUGACCAUGGAUGCGACCUGCAGUGUUUCCACUGCUCCAGCUGGUUUGACUGUCCAGGUGUGUUUUCCUGGUGCCCGUGCUGCUGUUAUGGACAGUCUGAACCGCCAGCGGGAAGAGGGCAGGCUGUGUGACCUCUCCAUCCAGGUGCAAGGCCAAGUGUUCAGAGCCCACCGCUGUGUGCUCGCUGCGUCCUCGCCAUACUUUCAUGACCAGGUGUUACUGAAGAAUGUUACAACUGUUUCCCUACCUUCAGUUAUGGACCCAGUGGCCUUUGAGAGUGUCCUGAGUUCUGCCUACACGGGCCAGCUGAGCAUUGUGCACGAUGACAUUGUUAACUACGUCACUGUGGCCAGUUUCCUCCAGAUGUGGCACAUCGUGGACAAAUGCACCGAGAUCCUGAAGAGGCCACGGCCUUCAGUAGAAGUCCCCGCUGGAGAGGCGGCCGUAGCUCACCCUGGCACUGCUUCUCGCCAGCAGUCCCCGAGCAGCACAGACUGCUUGUAUCUGGAAACGGAGGGAAGAAGGAAGGAGAGAAAGCCUGAUGCCUUGCCUCCCUUAGCAACAUGGAGACGCCCGCAGCACUUCCCCAGAUGGGGACGCCCACGGCCCUCAUCAGCACAGCACUUAGCAGACUCUCAAGUCGACACCUUCCCUGGCUAUGUGGAUAGUGAUUACACCAGCUGUGAGGAGGCAUGGGUAUCAAGCCAUACCAAAAGCAGCCAUUUUGCUCAUGAUGGACCAGGCCAUAAUAUCCGGCACCACGCGGGGCUCCCUGGUGGCGAAUCAUUAAAGCAGAAAGUCAGGUUUCAACUGCGGGGAGCUCCGCCGAGCGCCGAAAGACUGCUCGAUAAGAAUAGAGAGAGCGGGGACAGUGACGAGCCACGAGAGAAGAGGAAGAAUGAGAAAAGAGAGAUUGAGGCCGAUGAGGGAGUAGGAGAGGAGACGGAGGGGAAGAAGGAAGGCUUUACACAAAUGGGACACUGCGCAGGCUCCCACCCAGUUUCAAAUGAGAGCGUAGGUGCCAGACAAUCCAGCGGGAAGGCGAGUGUGGAGGAAAUGAAGGAAAAAGUGCAGAAAAACUUGGCAGGAAGUGAUGCCUCCUCAGACCCGCCUAUUGUUCCUGCCUGCCAGACAAGUGAGGGAGUUCCCGGCCCCACCUGUCCCGUUUCAGCCCGGCUGCAGUGGCAGGCGGGUCCCUGGUGUCAACAGGAGCAGAGGCCGCAGGAAGGAGAGGGUGUCGGCUGCAAUAAAGACGAGGAUGAAGAGGAGGAGGAGGAAGAUGUGGAUUUUGAAUGUUUCACAGAAGGGACCUUCAGCAGAGAAACGUACGAUGAGAUUGAAGAUGGCACAGGACAGGUUUCACAGAGGCCUUUGGUGCCUGUGUCUCCUGACUUCACCAUGGCUGGCUCGGAGGUGAACUGGCCCUCCACCAGCGUGGGGCAGGGUGGCACACUGACCUCCACCUCAAACCGCCAUUUGUCUCCAUCCUCUGCUGCAUUUCCACCGCCCUCUUCACCCCCGACCCCAUCUUCUUCAUCCUCAGUGUCCCUUGCCGGUGCCCCCUACACGGGCAAAGUCCACUUCUGCCACUGCGGCAAAGCCUACACCCUGAAGAGCAUGCGUGAUCGUCACGUGAAGAUGCAGCACCUCAAUCUACGGCCCUUUGGCUGCCCUGUUUGCACAAAGUCCUUCAAGAUGAAGCACCAUCUAACCAAGCACCUUAAGACUCAUGGAGGGCUGCGGCCCUAUGAAUGUGGCCUGUGUGGGAAGAAAGUUAUUUGGAGAGACAGCUUCCUCAGGCAUCAGGCCCGAUGUGAGAGACUUGCUUCCAGCUCUUCCGCUAACGGCAACAACGCAAGCACACCGGCAGCGGAUAUGGAUGACAGCUACAGUUACGGGUUUGAAGAUGGGGAGGCUUUCCUUGCAACGGAAGGACAAGUGAAAGUUGAAGAGGUGGAUUUUCACGGGGAGAUGGAGGAGGGGAUGCGUGGCCUGUUGCGUGGUGUGUCUGGGAUUGUGGAUCAUCUAAGAACUCAGCCACAAGCCUUAGACACAGAUAGUCACGUCUUUAAAGAGGAGGCGAGUGAGAGCUUUAGCGGAAACUAAUCAGUAAUGUGAAACAUUUAAAGCAUUUCAUUUGUCAGGGACAACAUGAUGACUUUAAAAAUCUUGACUGAAAUCACUGAAGGCUUUUAUGAGCAGCUGCUUCUGUUUGAUCCUUGUUGUGAGCAUUCUUUACACGUCAUGGAUAUUAUGAAGAAAAGGAACAAUUAGGCUUCAUUCAAGUGGUCCUUUUUAAUUUGUGCAGCGCCAUGUAGCCUCCGUGCUGUAAACUGUACAUCUGUGACAAGCUGUGUUGUGUUGUUUUGCACAUAAAUUAUUUGCCAUUUAUCUGCAUUAGAAAAUAAAUACAAGGAUAGAAAUAAAAAUCUUUAAUGGGCCAUAUAGAUGUCUCUUUUCACACUCAAGGAAAGAAAUCUUGUUAUAUAUGGUAAUAAAAACACUUCUGAUUUUUCUGAU
This is a messenger RNA of Scatophagus argus, 2740 nucleotides long. It is a transcript of the gene zbtb22a, whose product is annotated as zinc finger and BTB domain containing 22a. Bases 164 to 2326 code for a protein of 720 amino acids. The record is from RefSeq and is a predicted model, not a curated record. NCBI's taxonomy places the organism in Eukaryota, Metazoa, Chordata, Actinopteri, Scatophagidae. Gene Ontology annotation, biological process: regulation of transcription by RNA polymerase II. The transcript has 4 exons. Gene Ontology annotation, molecular function: RNA polymerase II cis-regulatory region sequence-specific DNA binding; DNA-binding transcription factor activity, RNA polymerase II-specific; protein binding.